This is a messenger RNA of Arachis ipaensis, 1317 nucleotides long. The record is from RefSeq and is a predicted model, not a curated record. Lineage: Eukaryota; Viridiplantae; Streptophyta; Magnoliopsida; Fabales; Fabaceae.
AUGCCGGGAACAAUCACGGUGCUGAAGACGUCUCCUGUUCGGAUUGGUGGUGGGGUUGAUGAGUCCACCGAGUACUUUCACCGGCUAUUCUGGACAUUUCCACCCUGUAUCAAGGCAUUCCGGCAUUGCAAGCCCCUCGUCAGUAUUGAUGGUACCCACUUGUAUGGGAAGUAUGGAGGGACGCUGCUGUUGGCGAUAGCUCAGGACGGGAACUCGAACAUCCUCCCGAUAGCAUUUGCCCUUGUGGAGGGCGAAAAUGCAGAGUCGUGGUCAUUCUUCUUGUCCAAUCUCCGAGAGCAUGUGACUCCUCAAGAGGGUAUCCUUGUUAUCUCUGACAGGCAUAAUGGGAUCAAGGCAGCGCUUGAGGCACCUGAGACUGGGUGGCUGCCUCCUCGGGCGUUCCGGGUCUACUGUAUUAGGCAUGUGGCUGCGAAUUUCGCCCUAAUGUUCAAAGGUAAGGACUCCAGGAGGCUGUUGGUGAAUGCUGCCUACGCAAAAACUGAGGCUGAGUUUUACUACUGGUUUGACAUCAUGCGGACUGAGAAUCCAGCAAUGUGUGACUGGGCCAACCGGAUGGAGUAUGACAAAUGGACCCAACAUGAGGAUGCUGGUCGACGGUUCGGGCACAUGACCACAAACAUCAGUGAAUGUGUGAACUCCGUGCUAAAGGGAACUCGCAACCUGCCGGUCACAUCUUUGGUUAAGUCAACCUACGGGAGGCUUGCUCAGCUAUUUGUGGUACGGGGACAGACAGCAGAGGCACAACUCGGAUCUGGGCAUGAAUUCUGUCAGGCCUUGGUAAAGUCUAUUGAUCGGAACCUAAGAGACUCGAGGUGCUUCACUGUGACAUUAUAUGACAGGCAGCAGUCCGAGUACACCGUCGCGGAGACAACACCAACCGGCAACUUCUCCCUGGGCAGCUACAGAGUCUCCCUUAAAGAUCACCGAUGCGACUGUGGCCACUUUCAGGCGCUGCAUUAUCCUUGUUGCCACGCCAUUGCGUGUUGCACCUACUCCCGGCUUAACUGGGCGUCAUAUGUUCACGAGGUGUAUCAUAUGAGUGAGGUGUUCAACGUUUACAAGGAGGGGUUUCUCCCACCUAUCCCUGAAGGACUAUGGCCUCCAUAUGCUGGGCCUACCAUCAUUCCUGACCCUAAUAUGCGGCGUGCAAAGGAAGGUCGUCCAAAGGUAACCAGGAUCCGUGGAAGUAUGGAUCAGUCUCAGGAGAACCAGCCGAAGCGAUGUGGACUAUGCCGUCAGCCUGGGCAUACGCGGAGGAACUGUCAUAGACUGCAGAGUGGUGGAGGGGAUGCGUAG